Molecule: messenger RNA, 2295 nt
Organism: Acyrthosiphon pisum (pea aphid)
Lineage: Eukaryota; Metazoa; Arthropoda; Insecta; Hemiptera; Aphididae
Product: dnaJ homolog subfamily B member 14
Exons: 9
Coding region: 428-1534 (368 amino acids)
Biological process (GO): cellular response to misfolded protein
Cellular component (GO): endoplasmic reticulum membrane
Molecular function (GO): Hsp70 protein binding
Source: RefSeq, a predicted model, not a curated record
GUUGUGGUAUGGUACCAUAUUAUGACUACCGUGGUUUUAGAUUGACUAUUAAUCAGCUGUUUUGAGUCUUGAUUAAUUCUGUCUAUCAAUAUUUCCAUAUCUUCAAUUUUGAUUCUUCUUCUUGUGACUCGUUUCUCGUAUUCGUAUGGUUGUAACUUGUAUUCUUGUUUUCUAUUAAAUAUUUUGUUUUGUGCUCGUUUAACUCGUUCUUGUUGUUUCUUUAUCUUUCGAGCACAUUUUGUGUGUCAUACUAUUUAUAAUAUUUGCACUGGUAAAUUUAAGGUAUUUAGACGGCACAACAUUAUACAGAGUACUACAUUUAAAAUGACAUAGGUGUAUUUUGGGUUUUAAUUAACGGAGGAAUAUAUGUGCAUAUUUUAAAAAUUUUACUAAUUUUUAAAUUGAAAAUUCUUACCAUUCAUCUAUCAUGGAAGUAAACAAAGACGAAGCUUAUCGCUGUUUAGAUCGUGCUGAAUAUUAUAUUAUCGAAGGCGAUGUUGAAAAAGCAGAAAAGUUCAUAAACAAGAGCAAAAAACUUUUUCCAACUUCUGAAGCGGAUGAACUAUUAAAAAAAUUAAAAACCCAAGGUACAAAAAAACAUUCAACAUCAAAUGUAAAACCGGAUGGACAAAAUGCUAAGAAACGUAAAAAUACACCUCCAGGUAGCCCUAGAGCAGAAAAAGCUAAUCAGCCAACAUAUACAAAAGCACAGUUGGACACAGUCAAAAAAGUUAACAACUGCAAAGAUUUCUAUGAUGUGCUCAGCAUAAAAAAAGAUGCUACUGAUACUGAUAUAAAAAAAGCAUAUAAAAAAUUAGCCCUAGUAUUACAUCCAGAUAAAAAUCAUGCACCUGGAGCAGCAGAAGCAUUUAAAACUGUUGGUAAUGCAGUUGCCACUUUGACUGAUGCAGAAAAACGAAAACGUUAUGACAUGGUUGGCCAUGAGAAUUCUACAUCAGAUCAUGUACACAGAAAUUAUGAUCAUGGUUUUGAAUCGGAUAUUACAGCUGAACAAUUAUUUAACAUGUUCUUUAAUGGAGCUUUUCCAACAAGACAAGGGCCAAUGACACACCCAUACUAUUCUCGAUCGUUUUCAAGACGUUGGCCUCCAGAGACUGAUAAUGAUAAUCAUCAACAACAGGAAUCAUCAAGUAUAUAUUUUCAACUGUUACCAAUUCUUCUACUACUUCUGCUAUCAUUGUUUUCAAACUUUUCCUAUGACCCUGUAUAUACUCUAAAACAUUCCCCGAAGUACCCUGUUCUUCGUCGCACAUCAUUCAGAGACAUUUCAUAUUUUGUGAAAGAUAAUUUUCAUACUGACUAUACAGGUGAUUUAAGACGUUUAGAGCAUACUAUUGAAGAAGACUAUAUAAAUACAGUACGGACAAAAUGCAUACGUGAAAAAGAAUACUAUGAGUCGUUAAUGUGGAGAGCACGUUUAGAUGAUGAUUCUACCUUAUUCAAUAAAGCGACUAAAUACCAAAUGAAAUCUUGUGAGGAGUACCAAACAUUGAUGAAACAAAAAUAUAAAUAAUUUCAUGUUCUAUAAUCUAUAAUACCACUUAGUUUUGUUUUUUUUUUUAAAUGUAAAGAGUCAAUUUAGAUGUUUACAGUUCAUAAAAUAUAUACACUGUGUAGAAUAUCACAUUUUAGUUAAAAUUUUAUAAUAUUUUGAUUUUUAAAUGAUUUUCAAUGGUAAGUAAUAUUUCUUUUAAUAAUUUCAUUAUUAUAUAUAAAUAAAUUAGAACAUUGUAGUUGGUGUAUCAAGUUAGGUACCUAUAAGAUUUCUUAAGGAUAAAUAUAAAUAUGUUUGAAAUAAUCUUUAUAAAAGACAACAUAUUAAAGAUUAUGUAUGAGCUAUUCACUUUGGCAAUUUUUGUUAUUAUAUUAAUUUAUCUGAUGUGAAAAUUAGUGGAGGUAGAUCAAAAAUAUUUGAACCUCAAAUACAAAACGGUUAAAAUAUGACCACUGACCAUACAAAUAUUAUUUAAUAAUAUACAAAUUCAUACUAAUAUAAGUAUUAUGUACCAAAUAUAAUAUACAUUAUAUUAUAUUCAUAAAUAAAAUAUUGCUUUUGAAAUUAGUUAGUUUUAAAUUGUGCGUGAUUUGUUGGCUUUUAUGUUUCUAUUUAUAUAAUAAAUUACUUUAUUAUCUCAUUGUUUUAUUGUAUUAAGGUUAUUUAGAGAAUUGUUUGUUUUAAAAUUAAUCAUCUUUUUUGUUAUUGUGUUAAAUUAUUAGUUAAAUAAUAUUUUAUACAAAACUUUGGUGUUUAAAAAUAAAUACACAUUUAUUAUA